Galleria mellonella (greater wax moth) is the source of this 3269-nucleotide messenger RNA. RefSeq names its product tektin-1. Lineage: Eukaryota; Metazoa; Arthropoda; Insecta; Lepidoptera; Pyralidae. Gene Ontology annotation, cellular component: nucleus; microtubule cytoskeleton. The coding region runs from base 1008 to 2294 and encodes 428 amino acids. The record is from RefSeq and is a predicted model, not a curated record. Gene Ontology annotation, biological process: cilium assembly; cilium movement involved in cell motility. The transcript has a single exon.
UGUUACUUAGGCAACAUGUAACACAGGUAUUUUCAAAACCUACUGCAGUUUUCCACAAAACUGAUUUUACAUUACAUAUAUGUGUUUAUAUUAUGUUUUUUUUUUGUGUAUUUGCCGUGUGUGCCUCGCCAUAGAAUGGGCCGCCUCCAGUUUUCCCAUGGGUAGCGUAAGAGGCAAUUAAGUGAGGAUAAGAGAUGGGUAGCAGUGUCCCUUUAAAAACAUCUCUAAAAGCCUGACUGCGGUUGCUAAAAUGCCUGCUAAGUGUGGCAACUAUUGGCAAAAUUCCCCUUAUGGAGAAGACUUAUAUCCAGCAGUGGAUAGUUGACAGCUGAAAUAAUAAUAAUAGUUUUGUGUAUGUUUAUAUUAGUCUAAUUAUAUGUUUAUAAUAUAUGAACAUUUUAGGUAUUAGUUUAUAUUACCUUAGUUCUUCAAUGCACCGCCUACCUAUUUCUCUGUUUGCCCAAUGUUUGACUGAUUAAGAACAUCAUCUGAUGUUAAGUCUGCCAAAUGUACAUAUAGUCUUACUAUGCAUUAAAGUUUAAAUAAAUAAAUAUACCUAAUACAACUUCUACUCGUUCAGUUUAGCGUUCAUAAAUGUGGCCAUUGUUUUUAAAGAAAGUAGCUAUCAUAAAAAUAAUGUUUUAUUAUUUAGUACACAUGCAACACAGCAGAUCCUCACAGCGUUUCAACAGUAUACGUAAAAUUUAAGAGCUAAUAAAAAGCUAAAACGACUGUAUUAUUACAGCGAUUUCCUUCAUCGUAUCCCAUAACGAAGUGCGUUUAAACUGAAAACCCAACAUUCAAUCUCACGAUACGUUAUUGUAACAUCAGAGUAUUAUUUAUAUAAAACCUUUUUUCCUAUCCGGUCGAUAAUAUCUUUUACGUUGCCAUAGCAACCGUUUAUCUGUUAUGUCAAUGUUUGUAUGUAACUGUUGUUCGUAACAUAAUGUGUCGUUUUUGAGAUUUCAUUUUUAAAUUGUUUUGUAAUCAUAUUUGUUACUGACAAAAUGGGGGAGGCUCAGUUUGGUGUAAGGCAUGUGAUAGGAGCUCCCGUUGCUACCACCAGAUUAUCCGAACAGGCAUUAGUCUGCAUGCCUCCAAGAUCUGCAAAGUUCACUCUAGCAGAGUGGAAGUUGAGCAAUGAUCAGAAAUGUCGAAAUACAGAAGACCAACAACAGUUAGCUGACAGAAUCUUAGGAGAAUGCCAAAGGGUUCGGGAAGAAACGUCUGAGAGAUCUGAAAUUAUGAAAGCCACCACAGACAGACGUAUAGAAGAACGAAUCGGAGACAUAGAAUUCAACAAGAAGGAGCUACAAAUACAAAGAAAAGAAAUUUGUAUUGAAUUAGAAGCCCUUGGAGUUUAUAAGACCCGACUGCUGGAUUGUCUUUCUUCGUUACAGUCGAAUGCUCUCAAUAUAUGCAGAAAGUGCUUAAUGUUAAGAGAUGGUCGCAUUGGCAUAGACUUGGUAGUGGACGAUGUGGAGCAUGCUUUGCAGCAAGAAAUCACCACAAUACUCGGUGGUCAAAGUCUUUUGAAACGUGUUUUGGAACAGCUGAAUGAGCAGAUGAGACGUUUACGGGCCACGCGUUAUCUCCUCGACCGAGAUCUUCAGUAUAAGCAAGCAGCUAUAGAUUUGGAUAAAGGCUCGCUUUCCUUAAAGCCAACUGACUUGUGUCUAUCUAUUUACGAAGGAUAUGCAAAUUUAGAUCCAGCAAAUAUAUCUGCUGAAGAAUAUAACGUAUAUUCGGCAAAUAAUAUUAAACUUGCAGCCAAAGAAGUAACCAGUGCGCGUCCUAUACGUAUGUUCGUAGAUACUCUGUUGAAACAGGUAAUUGAUGAUCUAUGGGUAGCUUACAACAAAUGCAACCAUGCGUUUAGUGAGAGAAUUAAAGAGACUAAAAUAGCUAAAGGGAAACUGGAAGAUAUGCAUAGAGAAACGACUCAAAAGAUUAUUGAUAUGCAAAAUAAUAUUUUGCAAUUGCAAAAAGCUUUGUCCGAUAAAGAAGGGCAUGUAGCCUUAGCGCAUACAAGACUUGGUAGAAGGGCGCAGAGAGUGGGCGCGGAGUUGGUACGUGAUCCACCAGGCCAGGCGCUAUAUUAUGAAUGUGAGAUGCUUCGCCACAGUACUGAGCAGCUUCAACAAAUGCUGCAUGAGGCUACGUCUUCUCUACGUUAUUUGUUGCAAACACAAAUUCAGCUGGAGGAAGAUAUUAACGUGAAAAUGAAUACACUAAAGAUUGAUGAAGUAGACUGUAUGACAUUGAGGGAAACUAUGGACUAUCAUGCUUAUUGAUUAAAUUGUGUAAAUUUUUGAAUUAAAAAACCAUUUAUAUUGUAUUAAUUAUUGUUUUCAAUAAAAACAUUAUAUAUAUAUAUUUUCAACCGACUUAAAAAAGAAGGAGGUUCUCAAUUCGGUUGUAUUUUUUUUAUAUUUGUUACCUCAUAAUUCUGUCAGUUACAAUUUUUUUUUAUUUCAUUUAACUUUAAUGCACAGUAAAAUUUUAUGUACAUUUGGUGGACUUAACACCGGACGUUUUCUCUACCAGUCAACUAUUGGACAAAUUGAGAAGGCGCUGCAAUUUUGAAUAUAAAGCAAUAUUUGAUAAAUUCAUAUAAUAUUAGCAUAUAUAUAAUAUGUAUAUAUUUAUGUGUAAUAUGUAUAUGAAAUAAAUACAUAAAUAAAAACAUAAAAUAUUACUAUAUAAAAAUGCAAGAGCAAAUAGUAAUCUAUGACUCAAACAGAGUAACUAGCAGGAGAAGCUUAAAGGGAAAGUGAUUUUUCUAAGAAAUAGGUGCGAAAUUUGUGUUUAAAAGCUAGCUUGCUUAUGUCAAGCGGGAGUCUAUUUCAGUGUAUAAUAGCUUGAUAGUUUAAUAGCAACAUAUCAUUUUGAAAAUUUCUUUUUUAUCUGAUAGGUUAUACUUCCAGAUGAGUCCUGUAGAAAUCUUAUCAAAAUGGGUUCAGUAGUUUAGUUUAUUUCUUGUAUUCUAUGAAAAUGCUUUAGAAUUGAUAUUAGAAUUCUUUUGUAACUAUUGUUUUUUUUUAAGUAUAUCAAAAAAUACUUGUAAAACGUCUAGAGUGUUAAAAGAAUAUAAUAACAAUAUGAAAAAUUUAAUAUGAAAAAUUUAAUGAGAUGUCUCUACCUUUAUACAACUAACAAUUUAAUAUCUUUAUGGAAAACUUAGAUGUUGUCAAGAAAUCAUAUUUUUUUUAACAAAUUUUGUCUAGGAUCAUUAUUUUUUUUUCUAAAAUAUUAUUUUCCUUGUAAUG